AUGAGUGUGGUUGCUUUCAACUUCCCGGAACCUCGACUGCAGCCCAGUUUGUCGGACUACUAUACAAUGCCAGUGCAUCCUUCAGGUUUCGAGGGUGCGGCUGCCGAUAGGCGCAUGUCGAGCGCCAAUGAAGCCGCCCUCAUGGCUCUGCCGACAGUUAUGUUGCGACGUCUGCCACGAAAUACGACCCUUGAGGCAGUGCGCACGAUGCUUUUAUUCGCCAAAGACCUCCAAGAUACCGAGAUCAUUCCAAAUGAGUAUGAAGAGGAUGCUGGCUUCACCACUGCGAUCGCUCGAUUUGGUUCCAUGGCUGGGGCAACUGAGGCACAAACCAUGCUCGAUGGCAAGCCCAACACGGCCGGGCAGGCGAAAAUGAUUGUGGAAGUGAUAAGCAGCCCAUCCAUGGCAGCAGUGCCUCGCCGCAACACCAUUGAUCCUCUGGCUAGCCGCAAAAUAGGCCAGUCGGUAUCGCCGUCCAUGACCAGCGCCCAGAAGUCGUCACGAUUUAACGGCACGUUCCAGUCCAUGGACAAGACAUCUCCGCCGCCUGUUGGGUCUCCGCCAGAACUGGUGUCGUCGGACACCAGUUCUCAGUUGCAGACAAUCUUUUCGCCGCAGUCGCCAGUACCGAGUGGUCUGGCGGAUCGCCCUCGUGCCAGCGGCAAGAAGGUGAUCAAUGAAGACGGCGCAGAUGACGAUACAGGCGAGUUACUCAAGGAUCCCCUUGCGUAUAUGAACAAUUCGUCAAGCAACCCGACCGGCAAAAGAUCAACACACCCACACAUGCCUACCGCCGCCUUCUCAGCCCUCUCACUGAAUACCAAUAUUGGCAAUGGGGCAGCGUCUAACUAUGCGUCUCCUCGGUCUGCGGUCGGGUCUCGCACUCCUCACGCGCAGUUUCCAACAAUGGGCCCCAACGGACACUACUCGAUGCCUUCCCAACCUUACCUCCGACAUAAUUAUCCUCCUGUCAACCCUGCCGACCAGAAUCCACCCUGCAACACUUUGUAUGUGGGUAACUUACCCAUUGACACGUCGGAGGACGAGCUCAAAGCCAUGUUUUCCAAACAGCGCGGGUACAAAAGGUUGUGCUUCCGGACCAAACAGAAUGGGCCAAUGUGUUUCGUGGAGUUUGAAGACAUUUCUUUCGCAACCAAGGCUCUGAAUGAAUUGUACGGGGCGCAGCUCCACAACAGCGUCAAGGGCGGGAUCCGGUUGAGCUUCUCCAAGAACCCGCUGGGAGUGCGUGCGGGUCAGCCCGGGAGCAACAACCCAAGCACGCCCCUCAGCGCCACGGGGCCGAUGAGUGUGAAUGGGUUCAGCAAUGUCACGCAUGGUGGCUUUUCGACGGCCAGCGGACCGCCGCCCGGCCUGUCGGUUCCUCCGGGACUCAAUAUGUCCGUGGCUGGCAUGAAUGGCGCUGGUGUCCCUCCGGGGACAUUUGUGAAUCAAUUCCCGCUAGGCAGUAGUCCGGCGCCCAAUAUGCGAGGAAUGGCAACGAACAGCGGGGCGCCGGGACCGGGAGGAAUGUAUCCCGACUACAUGCUCGGACGGUGA
Messenger RNA from Fonsecaea multimorphosa CBS 102226, 1557 nucleotides. RefSeq lists its product as uncharacterized. Gene Ontology annotation, molecular function: mRNA binding. The coding region runs from base 1 to 1557 and encodes 518 amino acids. NCBI's taxonomy places the organism in Eukaryota, Fungi, Ascomycota, Eurotiomycetes, Chaetothyriales, Herpotrichiellaceae. The record is from RefSeq and is a predicted model, not a curated record. The transcript has a single exon.